Hypanus sabinus (Atlantic stingray) is the source of this 3901-nucleotide messenger RNA. It is a transcript of the gene chpfa, whose product is annotated as chondroitin polymerizing factor a. Lineage: Eukaryota; Metazoa; Chordata; Chondrichthyes; Myliobatiformes; Dasyatidae. The transcript is spliced from 4 exons. Bases 146 to 2419 code for a protein of 757 amino acids. Gene Ontology annotation, molecular function: glucuronosyl-N-acetylgalactosaminyl-proteoglycan 4-beta-N-acetylgalactosaminyltransferase activity. Gene Ontology annotation, cellular component: Golgi cisterna membrane. The record is from RefSeq and is a predicted model, not a curated record.
GUCACGAGGAGGAGGCGCGCCCGGACAAAGGGAAGCGGCGGAGCGGGGAGAGCGAGGUCGUGGCUCGGAUCUGCCGCUUCCCACCGCCCGGAGGUCCGCGGGCCCGAGUCCCACUGUCGGCUGACCAGUGCUCUGUCCGGCCGCCAUGCGCCGCUCGGCGCUGCUGACCACGCUGCGGCCGCUGGGCCCUGUGGUGGUCGGCAUCUCGCUCGGCUUCACCCUGAGCCUGCUCAGCAUCAGCUGGGUGGAGGAGCCGUGCCCACCCGCCCGCGACAGCCCCGGCCUCCGGGUCCGCAAGGCCAACUCGGUCCCCGCGGGUCCCGACGGCGACAGCGCGCAGGACUUCGAGCCCAGGAUCGUCCCGUACAAGGCGGCGAGCCCCAAGAAGCCGGCCAAGAAAACGGUCAGGUCCCGCUACAUUAGCACAGAGCUGGGCAUCCGGGAGCGUCUGUUUGUGGGUGUCCUCACGUCAAAGAGCACGCUAAACACCCUGGCGGUGGCCGUGAACCGGACAAUGGGCAGCCACAUGGACAAAGUGUUGUACUUCACCGGCACGAGAGGGAGGAAGGUUCCGCACGGGAUGUACAUCGUGACGCACGGGGACGAGAGGCCCACCUGGAACAUGUACCAGACAGUGAAGUACGUUUUCCAGCACUACGCUGCCGACUACGACUGGUUCUUUUUCGUGCAGGACGACACGUACACAGAGCCGGACCGCGUGAAAGCCCUGGUCGAGCACCUGAGCAUCGAUGCAGACUUGUACAUGGGCCGCCCCGAGGAGUUUAUCGGCGGCGACACGGAGGGCCGCUACUGCCUGGGGGGCUUCGGCUACCUGUUAUCCCGUAGCCUGUUGGUCAGGCUGCAGCCUCACCUGGAGAGCUGUCGCAACGAGAUCGUGAGCGGCCGGGCCGACGAGUGGCUGGGGCGCUGUGUCAUCGACUACGUAGCGGUCAACUGUGUCAGCGAGUACCAGGGCACCCGGUAUCGCUACUUUGAGCUGGGGAAGGCGACGGACCCCGAUAAGGAGGAGGACGCAGGCUUCCGCAGCGCUCUGACCGUCCACCCGGUGCUGGAGCCCGUCCAGAUGUACAGGCUGCACAAGCGAUUCACACAGCUGGAACUGGAGCAGACCUACCGGGAGAUCCAGACACUCCAGGAGGAGCUGCGGAACGUGACUGGCCUGGCCGAAGAGGGGGAGUGGGCCAGCUGGCCGCUGGGCAUCAGCCCCCCGUUCCGGCCGCGCAGCCGGUUCGAGGUGCUGCGCUGGGACUACUUCACGGAGGAGCAGGUGUUCUGGUGCGCGGACGGGGCCCCCCGCUGCCAGCUGCGGGGCGUCGACCGGCUGGACAUCAACGACGUGCUGGAGACGGCCGUGCGGGAGCUGAACCGCCGCUACCAGCCCUCGCUGCGGCUCCGCAAGCAGAGGCUCCUCAACGGCUACCGGCGUUUCGACCCCACCCGGGGCAUGGAGUACACGCUGGACCUGGGCCUGGAGGCGGCCACGGAGCGCGGCCACAGCCGCUCCAUCACCACCAGGGUGCACCUGCUCCGGCCGCUGAGCGCCGUGGAGAUCAUCCCCAUGCCGUACGUGACCGAGGCCAGCCGGCUGCACGUCAUCCUCCCGCUGUGUGCCCGCGAGCGCGCCUGGGCCACCCGCUUCCUGGAGGAGUUCGCCCUGACGGCGCUGGAGAGCGAGGAGAACGCCGUCCUCACCCUCCUCUUCAUCUACGAGCCCCUGGAGGCGCAGCGCGUCGGCCACGAUGACAUCUUUGGCGGCCUCAAGGCCCAGAUCGCCCAGUACGAGAAGAAGUACCCCGGCAGCAAGAUCCCGUGGAUCAGUGUGAAGACGGACUCCCCCUCACAGAUCAAGCUGAUGGACGUGAUCUCCAAGAAGUACCCGGUAGACACGCUCUUCUUCCUGGUGGCCCCCAGCAGCCAGCUCAGCCUGGACUUCCUCAAUCGCUGCCGCAUGAACAGCAUCGGCCAGCGCCAAGUCUUCUUCCCCAUCCCCUUCCAGGAGUACGACCCUCGAGUCGCCUACCCCAAUCAGCCGCCGCCCCUCACCGUCGACCUGCUGAAGGACGCCGGCCACUUCGACCGCGACUUCUUCGAGGCCGCCUGCUUCUACAACGCGGACUACAUGGCCACGCGGAGCAAGGUGGCGGCGGCCGCCGCAUUGGAUGGUGAGGAGCUGCUGGAAUCGCUGGAUCUCUACCAGAUGUUCGUCCAGUUCUCAGGCCUGCACGUCUUCCGGGCGGUGGAGCCGGCGCUCAGGCAGGCUCCCGGGCAGCGGGCCUGCGACGCACGGGCCAGCGAGGACGUCUACCACCGCUGCCUGCAGAGUAACCUUUUGGGGCUGGGUUCCCGGGCACAGCUGGCCAUGCUGCUCUUCGAUCAGGAACAGGGCAACAGCACCUGAGGGGGUGGGAUUCCACCGUCCUGCCACCCCUCUCGUCAUCCCGGCCCUCCCCUUCCCUGCCCCCCUAUCACCCGCCCUCCGACGUCCCCCGUCCUCUUGCUCCCCGCUUCCGUUCCCUCUGGAGGUGCUCACUGUCAUGGUCGGCUCCGCUUGACGGCUCCACAGCUGGACCAGAUGCAGGCGGAACGCCCUGACACAGACGCUCUUCUGUAAAUGGCGUUGCCCCUCCGCAGGCGGAACAGCCCAGCAUGUUACUCCGCAAGCGGGUGGGCGUAAAUGGGACAGGCACCCUUCCCUCUCUGCGUGUCCUCUGCACCACCCUGUCACCUCCCCUCCGCACCACCCCAAUCACAAACUCCCUCAUUCCCUCCGUGCUGCCUCAUCCCUCUCUCCCUCCCGCGCAGUCCUAUCACACAGUAAGUCUCUCCCACCUCCUGCACCACUCCAUUGCACCCCCUCCCUUCAUCCCUCCACACACCCCGUCGCAUCCUCCCUCCCUCGCUCACUCCGUCACACACUCCUCCCUCCUUCCGCGCCGCCUCUUCGCACACUCCCAGGGCAGGGACGGACUGCUCGACACUGCCUUCUCCGUACGGAGCUCUGUCUCACUGCCCUGCGCCAUCGCCCCGGAACGCACUCCCAGGGUCAGAAUGCUCGAUACUGCCUUCUCCACGUGGAGCUCUCGUCUCGUGCUCUCCGACAAUCUCUAUGCAAAGUCAGUGUUAGAUUCGGCAGCGCCACUCCGCCUGCGUGAACUCGGCUCAGAUGGAAGAGGAUGCAGGGAACUUACAAAUCUGUAGUAAAGCCCGUGUCCCCGUGGGGGGUUUAAACCCGAUUAUAAGCCGCCGGGCAAGGACUGCAAAACCCUGGAUUCGGCUUCCAUCGGUACAGAUGGGUUUGGGCGCUUACUGUUCAAUCAGGAAGUCUCGUUAGACCAAAGAAAUGUGUCUUCCACUAACUGGUACUCCGGUCCAAGGGCUGGUGUAGGAGGGAGGCUGAGAAAGCAGCCCCUCCCAGUCUCACUCUGAUGCCAGUGGAACGGACAGCUGGACUUUAGAUUUUGGUGAUGUAUUUGGGAGUUCUGCAAACUGCGUGCACCGAACAGCACCGGUAAGUGCAAGUUUUAGACUGAGGGAGGUGGAUGGUGGGAGCUGGACAGCCACUGUGUACCCAGCUUAGGGUCGCCAGUUCCAGAUGUGCCCAGUACAGCCUGGCCCUAAAACAUGUUUGAUCUGUGUGAUCUGGGUCCUGGGGAAUUUCAAAACUACUAAUUCCAUCUCCAAAAACAGAAACAAACCCAACUCCAAUUUAUAAAUAUAUUUUGAGAAUCUUCAAACUUCACAACUAUGAUAUAAUCCACAUUGUUUCCAAGUACAUUGUAACGAUCAGCAGUAAAAACAUCUACAACAUUAGGUUGGCUCAGUGAAAUACUGCGCAUUGGAAAAUGUUUCAAAUAAAUUGAUUUCUGAUUUUUGAACUUCA